Molecule: messenger RNA, 540 nt
Organism: Lolium perenne
Lineage: Eukaryota; Viridiplantae; Streptophyta; Magnoliopsida; Poales; Poaceae
Source: RefSeq, a predicted model, not a curated record
AUGAACACCGUGCUCUCACGGAGACGAGGAUGGCGUCGGGUCGGGGGAGGACCGGAGGAGGACGGCGUCGGGUCGGGGGUGGAGGACGGCUGCGGGUCGGGAGCUGGUGGCGGGGCGGGCGCUGGCGGCGGGGCCAGGAGCUGGCGGCGAGGCGGGCGCUGGCGGCGGGGCCGGGAGCUGGCGGCGGGCCGGACGCUGGCGGCGGGCGGGCACCGGCGGCGGGGCCGGGAGCUGGCGACGGGGCGGGCGCUGGCGACGGGGCCGAGAGCUGGCGGCGAGGCCGGGCGCUGGCGGCGGGCCGAGCGCCGGCGGCGGGCGGAGCAGCACGUCGGUGGGGAUGCUCGCAGGGGACGCCGGCGACCAGGUGGAGCUUCACAUGCUGGAGGCCGGCGGGAUUCGAGCGACGGGUGCGAGCUGGAGGCCGGCGGGAUUCGAGCGGUAGUUCCGUCAUUUCGCACUCAGGAAGCAGGCCGCAGCUCGGGAAGCAGGUCUCGACCUGCUUCGCGGCUCGUAGGCCAUUUCGUCGCAGCGCUUCUCUGA